AUGCAAAGUGACACCGCCACUAAGUUAAGUACCGAGGGAGAUGCUUCAAUCGGCAACGACCAAAUCUUACACCUCACCAAUGCGGAUCAAUCACAAACAGAGAGCAUCGGCCGAGUCUCUUACCGUGAACCCUUCCUCCUGCGGCAAAAUUCCACAGGAAAACUGGCUGAUUUCACCACAAAUUUCACCUUUGUCAUCAAUCCUCCAGACAACGGUGGCUACGGACUCGUGUUCUUCCUGGCGCCAAAUGGGUCCUUACUCAACAGGGAUCUAGGGAAAGGUGGCAGUAUGGGACUCCCUGUCAACAGCACAAUGGAAAACCCUAUCCGCCCUGAGUAUGCCUUUGUGGCGGUGGAGUUUGAUACCUACCAGAAUCAAGAGCCGACCGUCCAAGACCCCCUCGGCCAACAUAUAGGUAUAGACGUCAACUCCUUAGAUUCUACUGCCUACCAGAAGUGGAAUAAAUUUAAUGGGGGUACUAGUACUAUGAUAGCUCAACAAAACAGUGCUACGAUUAGUUAUGAUUCCGUCUCAAAAAAUCUUAGUGUUUCCUUAAUUACUAGUUAUGUACUCGAGGGUACACCUGCACCUAUGAAAACGAGCUCUAAUCUGUAUCUCAUAGUUGAUCUGGAAAAAUACUUGCCGGGUAGGGUUAUUGUUGGGUUCUCAGCUGCAACAGAUAGUAAUACUUUCCAUAACAUAAUCUCAUGGAAUUUUACUUCAACUUUACUUGUUGAUCCUGAGCCUCUACCUUCUUCUAGUCCACAAGUACCGGUGAGUCCAAAUAUGGCACCUGCAUCUCUAACUACCUCUGGCCAAGCAAGCCAAAAUCAAGCUCAAAUUCCUUCCCCAGGUCCUAGUUCUAUAGCCAAGUCGAAAAAGCAAAAUAUCCUGGUACUAAUAGCAGCUGCAAUUUUUAGUACUAUAGGUGUAUUUUUCUUGCUCGGAGGUUUCAUUUGGUUCAUCUUUUGGAUCAAGAAUAGAGCACCAGGAGAAAGUAAUACUGAUGAACAUCCUAUGAUUCGAGACCCGACAGACGAGCAAUUCGGAAGGGAGACUGGCCCCCGGCAGUUCUCCUAUAGGGAGUUGGAAGUGGCAACGGUAUCAGAAAGAGAUGGAAGCACUUGCUGCCAAGCCAUUAAUGGCCCCUCGCAGUUUGCGAAAACAAGCGAGCUCAGCAAUAAGGGUUUCUGA
Rosa rugosa (rugosa rose) is the source of this 1194-nucleotide messenger RNA. Its product is annotated as anti-H(O) lectin 1-like. Bases 1 to 1194 code for a protein of 397 amino acids. NCBI's taxonomy places the organism in Eukaryota, Viridiplantae, Streptophyta, Magnoliopsida, Rosales, Rosaceae. Gene Ontology annotation, molecular function: carbohydrate binding. The record is from RefSeq and is a predicted model, not a curated record. The transcript is spliced from 2 exons.